Paramecium primaurelia is the source of this 2598-nucleotide messenger RNA. NCBI's taxonomy places the organism in Eukaryota, Ciliophora, Oligohymenophorea, Peniculida, Parameciidae. The record is from the annotation of a GenBank genome assembly.
AUGUAUUAGUCAAGUUAGCUAAUUAACCGUAGACCCAACAUGAGAUAGUUAACUGGUAGGGCUCGUGACAUCUAAGAUGAUGAUGAUGAUGAUCCUGGUAUCUCUAGUUUUGCAAGAAGUAAAGUCGAUGAUGAUGAUGAAAAAUUCAAAAAUCAAAAUAGUGAUCCUGAUUUUCUUGAUAGUCUAAUAAGAAAGAAGAGUCGAAAUGAUUCAAAAAUAGAUAAAGUAUAUAUAAUUUAUUAAUAUUUAAGUCCAACAAUAGUUCAAUAAUACCAAGUACACCACCUCCUUAAAGUACAACUAAAAAGAGUGAAUAAGAAAUAUCAAACACAGAUCCAAAAAAAGGAUAAACAUAAACCCAAAAUAAUACAGGAAAUAAGGAUACACCAUAAUAAUAAUAAAAGUAAUCAUAAUAGACUCCAGCAAAACCCAAUACUACUCAACCAUUCUAAACUCCAGAUCCAAAAUAACAAUAAUCUUAAUAAAAGACACCUGCAUAAUAACCAUCAUAAACUAAAACACCCUAAGCAUAACCUCAACCAUCAUAGUAAUCAUAAACUCCAUAAUAAACAAAGACUCCUUAAUAAACAAAGACACCUCAAUAAUAACCCUCUUAAUCAUAAACUCCAGUAACAAAUAAAACAUAAUAGAAUGAAAAAUAAACACCUACACCUGCACCAAAAGAUAUUGUAGAUCCUGCAAAAUCUAUUUCAAAUAAACCUUCGGCUAAAAAAGAAGAUCAAAAGAAUUAAUAACCUCCUCUUCAACCAGAGUAACCAAAUAAGGUUUAAUAAUCUCCAAAAGUAGAAUAACCAACUAAAAUUGAAUAGCCUUCAAAAAAUGAUUAAUCCAACAAGGGGAAUUAACAAUAAAAUCAAUAACCAUAAUAUAAUAGAAUUGAUUAAGAUAAUCAAGAAUAGGAAUAAGGACCAUAAAUAUCUGAAAACAGACCCAAUUUUAUAAGAAGAGGAAAGAAUACUUAAGUUGUAAAAGACAUAGUUAAGAAUAUAAAAACAAUACCAGAGGAUAGAAUUAAAGCUUUGGAACCAAAAAAUAAUAUUGAAGUAAGUAAAAAAUUGUCAUUGAAAUUUGCACCAUAGAAAGAAUAUGUAGAUCCAACAUUUCCUCCUAAUGAUUUAUAAGUUUUUCAAGUAUUUGGACAUGGUUAAGUUGAUUUUAAAAGGUUCAAUCUAGGAAGAGAAUAAGAUACUCAUUAAGUAGUAGAACCAAAUGAUAUAGUACCUGGAUAAUAAUCAGGUACUUUGAUGUAAGUAUUGGCUGCUAUUGCUGAAUAACCAUAAUUAAUAACUAGAAUUUUAGAAGAUCAAGUUAUAAAUGAAUUUGGAUUUUAUUAUGCUCGAUUAUGUAUAGGAGGUGUAUGGAAAUAUAUAUUAGUUGAUGAUUUACUUGGAUAUUUUAAAGGAGAACCUGUUGGAGCAAGGACUACAAUUGAUAAUAAUAAAUUAAAGUAUUUAUAAUUUUUAAUUAUUUAGAUCAUUAUAAAAAUCCAAUCCUGGUUAUUAAUCAGAAAUAUGGCCAUUCAUUAUUGAGAAGGCAUUUGCAAAAGAAUAUGGAAGUUAUGAGGAUGCAUUUAAAAUUGCUACAGUAGCUGAUUUUCUUUAAGAAACAACAGGAGCACCUAUUAUUGUUGAAUAAGUAAGUGAGAAUAUUUUAAAAUCUUUGAAUUAAAAUGAUGUUGCUUUGGUACAUUUACCAGAUGGAAUUUUUACAUUCUUGAAUUAUGAUGGUAAAGAUGUAACUUUACGUAAUCCAUGGGGAUGGGUAAGGAAUCAACCAAGUACUGCUUAACCAGAAGGGGAAUUUAAAUUACCUAUAAAAAAUAUUAUUAGUAAAUAAAUAACAAUUGCUAAAUGUGUUCCUAAUAAUUAUCAUAUUAGUUAUAAUUUGAAAGCAAACAAUGAUGCUUAUUCAUCAUUUUAUGUGGAUGUACAUUAAGAUACUGUUGCUACUUUUAGAUUACAUUAAAGAGAUGAAAGAUAUUUUAGAAAUAAUAUAUCUAAAAAAUAUGAUUAUUGUUUUGCAAGAUUAUUAGUUUUUGAUGAAUAAUAAUAAUUAAUUGCUUAGGAUUAUGGUCAAUAUAAGACAUUAGUAGUUAAUGUAGACUUAUAAAAGGGCAGAUAUACUUUGGUAAUUCUUUUGGAUUUCUUAAAUGAAUAAUUAUAUGAUAGUACAUUAACUUUUUAUGGAACUUAAUCAGUUGAAAUUAGUAGAAUUAAUUAUAGAUCACAACCUAAUCUAUUGGCUUAAUUGUAUACAAAAGAGGCAAUAAAUAAAGGUUAAAAAAAAUAGAAUGGAUAAGUUGAAGAAUUUACAUAUGUUUCUGAUAAUAAAUUAACUGUGUUAGCUUGGAAAUAUAAUGGCAACCAACCUAAUAAAUGGAGUAAAGACUUAAGUAAAUAACCAAAUAGAGAUAAUAUGAAACCUAUUACAUUUGUUAAUGUAGCAGAUACAUAAUAAUUGAAAGUACUCACAACUGAGUAGAUUAAACAGUUGAAAUAGAGUAGUUGGUAGAAUGGAUCCUCAUUUAACAUUGAAUUCACUUAAUAAAACAACACUUAUGCAGUUGUAUUCAAGUGA